AUGGAACAACACACUGUCUCUCACGCCCGCCCGCACUCUGGCGCGCGUGCACACAAGGCAGUCAUCUAUCCGCCGUGCCGGAAAGUAUGGAAAGGCGGCCGCACGUCGUGGCGAUACCCUUCCCGGCACAGGGCCAUGUGGGGCCUCUCCUGAAGCUGUCGCGCCAGGUUGCCCAUCACGGGAUCAGGGUGACGUUCGUAAACACGGAGUCCGUCCAUGCUCGAAUGCUCGAAGCAUCGGGGGACGAUGAUCGUCGUUGGGACGGGAUCGAGAUGGUGACCAUUCCGGAUGGCAUGGAAGAGGUUAAGGACCCGAGGGACAUAGAGAAGGUUGCUGAGAUGAGGGCGAAGGUCAUGUCCUGUCAUUUUGAGGAGCUUCUGAGGAAGAUGAAUUCGUCUCGGGAUGAAAGGGUCGCUUGCAUCGUAGCCGACGCGACUCUCGGGUGGGCUUUCGAGGUCGCCGAGAAAAUGGGGAUCAAGAGGGCCUUGUUCUGGCCAGCUGCCGUACCAGGCCUGGUCUUAUCGCUCUCUCUCCCACAUCUCGUCGAGGCCGGCGUAAUCGACGACUGCGGAUCUGCUCCUUCGGACACGGCGAUCCAGUUCUCGCCGAAACUUCCUGCCGUGAAAGCUGUGGAUUUCGUAUGGCGCUGUCCAGGUGACCAAAGAAUGCAGGAGAUCGUAUUCAGACAUGCUAUGGGCGUGACUAAGCCUGUCCGAAUCUCGAACUGGCUUCUCUGCAACUCAUUCUACGAGCUUGAUCCCAUCGCUUGCGGAUUGAUCCCCGAACUACUACCAGUCGGGCCGUUAACUUCUACCGAUUGCCUCGGAAACUUUUGGGCCGAGGACCGCACUUGCCUGAACUGGCUCGACCUGCAACCUUGCAAGUCAGUCAUAUAUGUUGCCUUCGGAAGUCUAGCGGCUUUCGGCCAAAACCAGUUCGAAGAGCUAGCCCUGGGACUCGAGCUUUCAGGCCACCCCUUCUUGUGGGUAGUGAGGUCGGGCUUCACUGACGUGGACAAGAUCAAGUACCCAGACGGGUUCUUGGAGAGGGUAUCGGAUAGAGCCAAAAUAGUGUCGUGGGUACCGCAAGAAAAGGUCCUCGCUCAUCCCUCGGUAUCUUGUUUCGUGACGCACUGUGGUUGGAACUCGACCAUGGAGGGCAUAAGCAACGGCGUGCCCUUCCUCUGCUGGCCCUGCUUCGCGGAUCAGUUCUACAACAGGAGCUACAUAUGCGACGCACUGAGGGUGGGAUUAGACUUGAAGGCAGGGGAGGCAGAGAUCAUUUCCAGGCACAAAAUACAGGCUCAACUAGAACAGCUGCUCUCUGAUGUGCAGAUAAAGGAAAAUGCAGAAAGGCUCAGAGGAAUGGCCAGAAGAAGUGUUUCUGAAGGGGGAUCCUCCUCUGCAAACAUCCAGCAUUUUGUUGAACAGCUGAAACGUUGUUCAGAAGCAGUCCGUCACUGUGACUAAACGGUGCAAGUGUCAAGUGAUCAAUUUCUUAAGAUCAGUAAUAAGAAAUGAGCCUCACACCAGUAAUCUCUCAUGAUGGUAAAUGGCACAUUGUACUGAGAAAAUGAAGGUAUGAACAUAAAUUUUCCGGACCAUUUGGUCGGAAGCCUAAGCUGCAACAUGGCAGACAUAGCAUGUGUGCACUUUUGAAACUGUUCGGUCGGUCAGCAAAAGUCGUACUUAAGUCGGAAAAUUACUCAGUCCCCCGAUGCACGAGUGCAAUAAAAAAAUCUGUUGUCCACAAUAACAACAAGGAGCAGAUUUAUUCUUGUAAAUCGCAGAAAGGAAGGGGAAAACCACGGCUAGAUAGACCACAUCAUCUGCCAAGAUUUUCCAAGCAAUCGAUACUUUAGAAGUGCUUUCAAAGAACAAACCAAACAAUGCUAUGGCUGAACCAAAUCCCCAGCUACUCCAACUCAAAUUCAA
This is a messenger RNA of Eucalyptus grandis, 1934 nucleotides long. RefSeq names its product UDP-glycosyltransferase 83A1. The record is from RefSeq and is a predicted model, not a curated record. Bases 87 to 1469 code for a protein of 460 amino acids. The transcript has 2 exons. Lineage: Eukaryota; Viridiplantae; Streptophyta; Magnoliopsida; Myrtales; Myrtaceae. Gene Ontology annotation, molecular function: UDP-glycosyltransferase activity.